AUUAUACACUGACUUUUUUCUUCCUUUUCUUCCACCUCCUCCUGUUCUUUUCAGAUGCACACUUUGCCUCUUUGCGGCAUGAGCUGGAGAAGGAUGCCCAGGAGUUUGAGGCUCAGUCGUGGAGUCUGGCAGUGGAUCCAUCCUAUGUGAAGAAGCAAGAGAGGGAAGUCAUCAAGAGGCAGGAUGUUAUCUAUGAGCUGAUGCAGACAGAGAUGCACCACGUCCGGACGCUGAAAAUCAUGCUGAAGGUCUACUCACGAGCCAUGCGUGAGGAGCUCCAGUUUGGCAACACCAUCAUCCACCGCCUCUUCCCCUGCGUGGACGAGCUGCUGGACCUACAUGGGACCUUCCUCUUCCAGCUGAAGGAACGCCGGAAGGAGGCCUUGGAGGAAGGCAGCGAGCGAAACUAUGUCAUCCAGAGCAUCGGGGACCUCCUGGUGCAGCAGUUUUCUGGCGAAACAGGAGAAAAAGUGAAAGAGAAAUAUGGCAUCUUCUGCAGCAGCCACACUGAGGCUGUGAGCUACUAUAAGGAGCUGAUGCAGCAAAGCAAGAAAUUCCAGAAUUUGAUCAAGAGAAUCAGCAACUCUUCCAUCGUCAGGCGGCAGGGCAUCCAGGAGUGCAACCUCCUCGUGACCCAGCGCAUCAUGAAGUAUCCUGUCCUGGUGGAGCGCAUCAUUCAGAACACGGAAGCUGGCACCAAGGAACAUGAAGACCUGACGCAGGCUCUCUCUCUUAUCAAGGAGGCCAUCACAGCUGUGGACGCCAAGGUGAACGAGAGUGAGAAGGAGCAGCGCCUCCGGGAGAUCGUGACCAAGAUGGAGCUCAAGUCCUCAGGGAAGUUCAAGAACGGCCUCAUCUUCCGGAAGGAGGACAUGCUCCAGCGGCGCCUCCAGCUAGAUGCAAUGCUCUACCUGAAGGCUGCCUCGGGGCGCCUGAAAGAUAUUCUAGCUGUCCUGCUGACAGAUGUGCUUUUGCUACUGCAAGAGAAAGACCAGAAGUACAUGUUUGCAUCGGUGGUACGUGUGUCCCUCUCAGCUGCAGGGGAGUGGGAGAUUUCUUGGGAUUGAAAGGAUUUUGUGGCA
This is a messenger RNA of Sceloporus undulatus (fence lizard), 1082 nucleotides long. RefSeq names its product rho guanine nucleotide exchange factor 18-like. The annotation marks the transcript as partial. Gene Ontology annotation, biological process: regulation of Rho protein signal transduction. Gene Ontology annotation, molecular function: guanyl-nucleotide exchange factor activity. The transcript is spliced from 6 exons. NCBI's taxonomy places the organism in Eukaryota, Metazoa, Chordata, Lepidosauria, Squamata, Phrynosomatidae. The record is from RefSeq and is a predicted model, not a curated record. Gene Ontology annotation, cellular component: plasma membrane.